This is a messenger RNA of Salvelinus fontinalis (brook trout), 1813 nucleotides long. RefSeq names its product prolactin-releasing peptide receptor-like. The transcript has a single exon. Gene Ontology annotation, biological process: G protein-coupled receptor signaling pathway. The record is from RefSeq and is a predicted model, not a curated record. Lineage: Eukaryota; Metazoa; Chordata; Actinopteri; Salmoniformes; Salmonidae. Gene Ontology annotation, cellular component: neuron projection; plasma membrane. Gene Ontology annotation, molecular function: neuropeptide Y receptor activity; neuropeptide binding. The coding region runs from base 1 to 1152 and encodes 383 amino acids.
AUGGAGCCAGUGUUGGAGAGGUCUGUGGGUGGCUCCUCCAAUGCCAGCCUGGCAGUACCUCCUCUGAACCGCAGUGACCCAGUAGAGUUGUUCUCAGGUCUGCAGUUACUGCUGAGCUACCGCCCUCUGUUCAUCCCUCUCUACUGCCUCCUGGUGGCCGUGGCCUGUGUGGGCAACUCCCUCCUACUAGCAUGCAUCCUGGCUGACAAGAAACUCCACAACGCCACCAACUUCUUCAUAGGCAACCUGGCUGCAGGCGACCUGCUCAUGUGUCUGAGCUGUGUCCCUCUGACUGCUUCCUACGCCUUCGAGUCUGAGGGCUGGCUGUUUGGCCGGCCGCUCUGCCACCUGGUCCCCCUGCUGCAGACCUCCACCGUCUUUGUCUCUGUGCUGUCCCUCACGGCCAUCGCUGUGGACCGCUAUGUGGUGGUGGUUCACCCUGUGAGGAGGAGGAUCUCCCUGAGGGGGUGUGGGGCGCUGGCGGUGGGGAUGUGGCUUCUGUCCCUGCUCCUGGCAACUCCUCCUUCCCUCCACACGCGCUACGUAGACUUGCGUCCCAGCGGGCUGGAGCUGGUGGUGUGUGAGGAGUUCUGGCCAGACUCAGACCACCUGCGGCUGCUCUACUCCUUCUUCAUCCUGCUCACCUCCUACCUGCUUCCCCUGUUGUCGGUCAGUGUGGCCUACUGCGGCAUUACAGCCCGGCUCCGUCAGCGCUGUCUCCCUGGGGCGCCCUCCCACAGCCUGCAUCGCUGGAACAGGACGAAGAGGAAGACCUUCUCUUUGCUGGUACUGUCUGUGCUCUCCUUCGCCUUCUGCUGGCUGCCCUUGCAGGUACUCAACCUGCUACUGGACCUGGACCAGGACUUCCUUCUGGUGGGAAAACGCCACGUCAACCUGCUGCAGGUGUGCUGUCACCUGCUGGCCAUGAGCUCUGCCUGCUACAACCCCUUCAUCUACGCCUCGCUGCACAGCAAGGUGCGCUUGCGCCUCCGUGACUACCUGAGACCCCUGACAGGGCGGGGCCGCCAGAGCAGCCUGCUCUCCCAGCAUGCAUUACAGCACAACACUAACACCUGUCUCAGCAUGGUGUCUGAGCAGCCAAUCAGAGAGGAGCAGGAAGGGCCACAGACCAAUGCUGACAACUCCUUCUGAAAGAUGAGACACGCACUCUCCACACUCAGAGAGGACAGGGCUCAGGAUAAGGUGAUGUUGCGAGAGGUUACCGGUGGUACUGCUGUUGAUUUGACUUUAGGUUUGCCUCCACACCCAUCUCCCUAAUGCUCUUCUCCCUGACCCUCUCCCGGGUUCUCACCUCUCAGUAAUUCAGUUAGCCCCACUCUCUCUAAGCGUUCUGUGAAAAGUCUAUAGCACCAUAGUACUCAGUGUCCUACCUGAGGCCAGUGUUGUUUUGAUGCUUGUUUUAAUGUCCUCCAGCUCCCCUGAAGGUGCACACUACCAAUCCCUCAAAUGAGAUUAUGGCCAAUGGAUGAUGAGUGAACAAGGGUGGCACAGAGGUCUCUGUAUAUGCCUUUCUGUUUCUCUCUUUCUGUCACACUCUCUCUUACUCUCAAGUUGUCAGCUGUACAGCACUGAUAUUAUGCCUCAACUGUGAGUGUGUAUGCUGAUUGUCUAGAUUGUCACUCUGCAUGUUUGUCAUAGUUAUCUCCCACAGCAUACUGUACAUAAUUCAAAAUGAUCUUUUCACAAACUGUUACAAGUGAUUCUGUCAAGUAACAUUUAAUGUUUAUGAUAGUGUCAGUGUAUUAUGGCAUAUAGUUUUACCUCAUACAUCUGCAAGAAUAGUUGGAAAAGG